Molecule: messenger RNA, 3193 nt
Organism: Cydia fagiglandana
Lineage: Eukaryota; Metazoa; Arthropoda; Insecta; Lepidoptera; Tortricidae
Gene: MYPT-75D
Product: protein phosphatase 1 regulatory subunit 16A
Exons: 10
Coding region: 271-2127 (618 amino acids)
Cellular component (GO): cytoplasm
Molecular function (GO): protein binding; enzyme inhibitor activity; myosin phosphatase regulator activity
Source: RefSeq, a predicted model, not a curated record
CAACAUUCAAUAAACGAUGUUUCGUGCCGCUCGCGUUGUCUUGUGAUUUUUCUCCUUGUUUAUAAUUUUCACGAAAAUAACGGAAAAUGAAACAUAACUGUAAAGUUUUAUGUUAGACAAUAAGUAAAUAUAAGUACGUAAUUUAUUUUGCCGCGACCUCUUAAGCUGUAAUUUUUCCUAAGCUGUUUAUCAUGUGUGGCGAAUGUGUCAAGAUUAGAAAGAAACAUACUUUUGCAUCGUAAUACGGAUAAAUAGCGGACCCGCUACAGCAUGGAGCACUCGGACCUGGUGUCUGAGAUGGCUCAGGUGGAGCACCUCACCACGCAGGAGAGGCUCCAUCUAGCGAGGAGGCGUCGCAUGCAGCAGCUCAAACUAUGGCAGCAGCGUGAGAAGGAAUGGGCGCGGUCGCGGGCCAAGCGAGAGAAGAGCACCAAACGGAACAUCUACUUCAGCGACAGCGUCAUGCUUCUAGAGGCCGCUGCUAGAAACGACAUCGACGAAGUUCGCCGCCUGCUCUCCCGCGGGGUGACCCCAGACGCGACCAACGAGGACGGCCUCACCGCCCUCCAUCAAUGCUGCAUCGACAACAACGAGGCCAUGAUGCGCCUCCUCCUUGACAACGGGGCCAACGUCAACGCGGAGGACAGCGAGAAGUGGACACCGCUACACGCGGCCGCCACCUGUGGGAACCUCAACUUAGUCAGAAUCCUAAUUCAACGAGGAGCGAACUUAUUAGCCGUUAACGGGGACGGGAACAUGCCUUAUGAUAUAUGCGAGGAGGAGAGAACGCUGGAUGCGAUAGAGAGCGCGAUGGCGGAGAGAGGGGUGACGCAGAGGUUGAUAGAUGAAACUAGAGCGGCAACGGAGAUGAAGAUGUUGAUGGAUGUUGCUGAGCUCGCUAAGGAGGGAGUGGACUUGGACGAGCCCAGGGACAAUCAGGGGGCUACGCUGCUCCACAUAGCAUCAGCAAAUGGGUACCUGAAAGUGGUGGAGUUUCUACUGGAGCACCGCGCGGCCACCGACGUGGUGGACCACGACACGUGGCGGCCGGUACAUGCCGCCGCCUGCUGGGGACAUUUGGAGGUGCUGGAAAUGUUAGUGCAAUAUGGAGCUGAUCUCAAUGUCAGAAAUAAACACGACGAGACGCCUGCAGACAUCUGCGAGGAGGGCGAGAUGCGGCUGCGCAUCGUGCGGCUGGCCGCCGAGCAGGAGGAGCACCGGCGCCGCGCGCUGCCGCCCGAGCGCCGCGCCGGCGCGCGCCGCUCCUCCUCCACCGCCAGCAGCAGCCGUGUCCGGUCAGUCCGACGCACAUCGCUACGCGAAAAGCAAAUGGCGGCCAAGGCGGACGCGCGAGGCGAAGCGCGCCUGAGGGAGACCUUCGAUUCCGUCGUCGACGACGAUAUGCAGGGCUUAUCGAACGGCGUGGAAAAUGAACAGAACACUGCUAAUAUACCUCCCGGCGAUCUCACACACAAGCGCCUCUCCACCGGAUCCACCAUGUCCAACCAGAGCGUCGACUCCGGGAACGUUGACUACGCCCCCAAACACCAGUACCUGCCCCACAGAGAGGAGGACAAAACCUUCACGCAACCCAAAAUAACCAACCCCCUAUUCGGCGUCAACGCCGCCUCACACUACGCCCCACAACCGGUCUUAGAAGAAGAGCCCAAGCACUACGAAAGACAACUACCCAACGGCAUCAGAAAAGCCCCCGAAGGCCAAGACAACGAUACCCUCAAAAACGAGGACGCGAUUGACGGUAGGAAAGACCUAGUAGUGAGCCCGAACCAAAUCGCCCUCACAGAGGGCGCUGCCACCUACACCACAGACAAUAAUGGUAAAAUCAAUGUUCAUGUCACCGUCAUGAUUAACGCAGGCACCCUCGCCGACUUGAAGAAGCAGCGAUCACAGAUAAGAACAAACGGUAGCCCGGUGGAGAACAGCCUAACAUCAACGAACAACCAUAGUAUAACUUCAUUACCGGAGGGCGUAGGCCAGGAGGCCAUGCCAGUCCAGCUAAACCCACUCACAUUGUCCCCAAGUGCGGGCACCGUACCGCGCUUCUCAGGACACACGAGCGAUGUAGUCGGGGACACUCGGUCGCGCAGGUGCUGUAUCAUUAUGUAGACUUUAUGUGCAAGUGCGGUGUAAAAGUCUGAUUGAUCAUUCCAGUAAUUUGGGAAUUUAUUUUAAUCGUCGAUCAAAUUGGGGUGAUUCGAGCACUCUUACUGAGGUGUUGAUAGGGUAUUUUUGCAAAAUGUCACUUACAAACUGGAACCAUGAGGGUUUUUUCCAACUAUAAAUGGGUUGAUCGACUGUAAUUAUGCUCUCCCGUAAGCCAGGAGACAAAUGAGACACACUCCUAAGUCAAAGUAGGCUUUUGUAAAUUUUGUAACCAGUAAAAUUGAUUGACCUAAGUAAAAAGUGACUUUUUGUAAAAAUGGCCAGUAACAUUUGGGUUGUGUAUAUUUUGAAUUAAUUAUGUAAGCGAAGAGUCCUAGGCCGCCUAUCAAUCCCAUUUGAGAUCUGGGCUCGAUUUUAUAAACCUACAAAUUACAAAUUAUUAACUGACAACACCGGUCAAAAGACCGCACAUUGGUCGAGCAAGUGUCAAUCGCGUCAAUGUUGCCAGACUUAUAACAGAUUUGUACUUGUAUAAAAUGGGGUCCAGACGUAUGCCGGUGGAAUUGCCAUUGCAUCUCACAGCUACGGCUUGCCAAUGUGCUAAGAUCAUUGUGAUAGUUGCACGAGCUCAACAGUUAUUGUACCUAGAGGUAAGAUGGUUGCUAAUAUUUUAGUUAACUCUUUCUAUAUCCCAGAUACUUUAAUGACUUUUCAUGUGUUUUUUUAAUACUGAUGUGCUAAAAUUUAUCACCGCAAAAUGUGUAAACGUCAUUAGAUCUACCUAAUAAUUAAUUGCUAGAAUAUCGGUAAUUUAAUGUUACUUUCGAAACCGGUUAAAUAUGACGGCACUAUUUUGCAGCUGGCCACAUUAUUUGUGAGUUUGACAUAUCAACCUGUCAUUAUAAUAUCUGGGUUAUAGAAAUAGAGAUAAGUUGUAGCAGAUUCCUAUACGUAAGAGUUAUCUUUUAGAUUCGAUGAACGUAUUUACGUCAUCUUCGCCUUACCAUUUUCCUAGUUAACAUUCCUUUAUUUAAUUAACUUAUUCGUAUUUGAAAUCAUUAUAUGUGUA